Monoraphidium neglectum is the source of this 897-nucleotide messenger RNA. RefSeq names its product Glucose-1-phosphate adenylyltransferase small subunit. The transcript is spliced from 6 exons. Gene Ontology annotation, molecular function: glucose-1-phosphate adenylyltransferase activity. Gene Ontology annotation, biological process: glycogen biosynthetic process. The record is from RefSeq and is a predicted model, not a curated record. The coding region runs from base 1 to 897 and encodes 298 amino acids. Lineage: Eukaryota; Viridiplantae; Chlorophyta; Chlorophyceae; Sphaeropleales; Selenastraceae.
AUGGAGAUGCGCUACGCCAUGCAGCGGCAUCUUGACUGCGGGGAGCUGACCCAGCGGAACGGCUUUGCCUCACCUCCAGGCACCAAACGCUGCGUGCGGACGCCUGUGCUCGGCCGGAGCAUCAAUGUGUCGAGGAACAAGAAGGUGGUUGUGUCCGCGGCCGCUGUCGCAUCGGAGGCUAAGGGCAGCGUGGCGCAGAAUGGCUCCACUCAGGCGCAGUUUACUGACCCGGCAUCGAACCUGGAAAUGUCAAAGGCGAGCACAUGCUUGGGGGCGAUCCCGACCGUGCUGGGCAUCAUUCUCGGCGGCGGCGCGGGUUCCCGCCUGUACCCGCUGACUAAGAACCGCGCCAAGCCCGCGGUGCCCCUGGGCGCCAACUACCGCCUCAUCGACAUCCCCGUCAGCAACUGCGUCAACAGCAACGUCACCAAGAUCUACACCCUCACGCAGUUCAACUCGGCGUCGCUCAACAGGCACCUGUCGCAGGCAUACAAGGGCGGGGCAGCGCGGGCGGCCGCGGCGGCAGCUCCCGCCCCUGCGGCCAGCCCUGUGGCAGUGCAUGGCGGCAGCGGCGGCGGCGGCGGCGGGGGGGGGCUCAUGGCAGUGGCGCUGAACGGCACCGUGGGCGGCUACAACAACCGCGGCUUUGUGGAGGUCCUCGCGGCCAGCCAGUCCCCGGUGCGCAAGGAGUGGUUCCAGGGCACGGCCGACGCGGUGCGCCAGUACCUCUGGCUCUUCGAGGAGGCGGUGCGCGACGGCGUGGAGGACUUUUUGAUCCUGUCUGGUGAGAGGGGGGGCGGCGGGCCGGUCCGCAUGUGCGCCGGGACGGGCGCGGAAACGGGCGCGCGGCGCGAGGCGCUUCCGGUGAGGGCCCUGGUGAACCCCGGCUUCGCCUGA